This is a messenger RNA of Ananas comosus (pineapple), 1874 nucleotides long. RefSeq names its product serine/threonine-protein kinase STY8-like. Gene Ontology annotation, molecular function: protein kinase activity; ATP binding; protein binding. Gene Ontology annotation, biological process: protein phosphorylation. Bases 139 to 1518 code for a protein of 459 amino acids. The record is from RefSeq and is a predicted model, not a curated record. NCBI's taxonomy places the organism in Eukaryota, Viridiplantae, Streptophyta, Magnoliopsida, Poales, Bromeliaceae. The transcript is spliced from 13 exons.
CCCCGUUUUUCUCCCUUUCCACAUCGUCGUCGUCGUCCUCCUCCUCCAACAAACCCGGCCGCCUCGCGUUUCCCCCCCUCUCCGCGAGGGGGUUUAUCCCCUCCCCCUCCUCCGAUCGCGAUCUCCGGAGCUUUUCCCAUGGCGUCGAAGCCCCCGAUGCGCUUCCCCGUGGGGAAAAGGUCGUCGCUCGCCGUCCACGGGGCCGCCGCCGCGGCCCAAUCCCGCGGCGCCCUAACGACGACCAUCCCUGAGAUCGACGGCGACGUGCGACUCAUGUACCUCGUCCAUGAAGGCGACAUCGCCGGGAUCCGGGAGCUUGUCGACGCCGGCACCGACGUCAACUACCGCGACAUCGACGGCCGCACGCCGCUCCACGUCGCAGCGUGCGAGGGCUUCGACGACGUCGUACGGUUGCUCCUCGAGAAGGGGGCGCGCGUGGAUCCGGAGGAUCAGUGGGGAAGUACGCCGCUAGCAGAUGCGCUACAUUACAAGAACAAUGAAGUAAUCAAGCUUUUAGAGGAGCAUGGUGCCAAGCUUAAGAUAACUCCGAUGCAUGUCAAUAAUGCCCGUCUAGUUUUAGAAUAUGAGAUCGACCCUAGUGAGCUUGAUUUCACCAACAGUAAAAAUAUAACUAAGGGAACCUUUCGAGUUGCAACAUGGCGUGGAAUUCAGGUUGCUGUCAAAAAGCUCGACGAUGCGCUGAUUACUGAUGAGGAUAAAGUAAGGGCAUUUAGAGAUGAACUUGCUUUGCUUCUGCUAAUUCGGCAUCCAAAUGUUGUUCAGUUUUUGGGUGCAGUCACUCAAAGCAGUCCUAUGAUGAUUGUAACUGAAUUUUUGCCCAAGGGUGAUCUUCGUGCUUACUUGAGACGUAAGGGAGCUUUAAAACCAACAGUAGCUGUCGCAUUGGCACUCGACAUCGCAAGAGGAAUGAAUUACUUGCAUGAGCAUAAGCCAGCCAUUAUCCACCGUGAUCUUGAGCCUUCAAAUAUCCUACGGGAUGAUUCGGGGCAUUUGAAAGUUGCAGACUUUGAUGUUAGCAAGUCUCUGAAGAAGACUAAAAAAGUUAGAGAGGAUAGACCACUGGUCUGCCAGGGAACUGCCUGCAGGUAUAUGGCCCCGGAGCUAUUCCGAAAUGAAGAGUAUGAUACUAAGGUCGAUGUCUUCUCAUUUGCUUUGAUUUUACAGGAGUUGAUCGAAGGAUGCCCACCAUUUUACCACAAACAAGAUAGUGAAGUUUUAGAAGCGUAUGCUUCUAAAGAAAGGCCUCCUUUCAGAGCCCCGCUUAGGAAAUACUCGCAUGGAUUGAAAGAGUUAAUUCAACAAUGCUGGAGUCAAAAUCCAGCCGAGAGACCAUCUUUUAGAGAGAUAAUCUAUCGUUUAACCCUGAUUCAGAACCAAACACCUAAGAAAAAGCAAUGGAAGGUGAGAACAUGUUUCCAAGGUUUUGAAGCCAUGUGGAAGAAAGAACGCUCUAACUCGAGCGGCCAUUGUUCUCUCUUGUCCCACUCAAAUUUCUAAGCACUGGGAAUCCCAAGCGUGGAAUUCAAAUAUUAAAGCACAGGUGUGUUCACUGAUACGGCUUUUCUGGGAAUUCCAAAGUGCCGGUUUUGGUUUGAGUUUGCAUGGUCCAUUAGAGCUCAGAUUGGUGAAGUGGUUUACUCCUUUUUGGCAUCUACAGCAGCAUACUGAUUAUUCCGUCCCCAUAGUCAUUUUAUUUAAUUAAAAAAAAUUGUUCAUAAGUACUCGUCCGAAUUUACCUUGUCCAUUUUUAAAUGUUUUAAUCUGUGUGAGUAAUUAGUUUCAUGUGAUCUUUAAUUACUUUUGAUCCUUUGGCUUUUGCUGAAUAUAUUAUCCAAAAAAAUUGUUUUCUUGCA